AUGCCACCAAUGCAGUGCGAUGGCGCAACGGAGAAGCUGCUCGACGGCGGUGCAGACGACCUAAAGAAUCUGGGAGCCUCGUCGGAACGAGAUGCCGACGAGCUCGAGCGACAAAGCAUAGCAGCUCGGCGGCGGUACCCGAUACUUCAGAUCUUGUGUCUUCUAGGAGCAGUGUUUCUCACAAUUCUUGCUGCAUAUCUGUGCGGUGUUCGUUUGGUACUCGUGGAGGCCACCUCACCAGUCAGACAGCAACCAAGCAUGGUGACAGCAUCUCCGGCUUAUGAUGCAAUCAGCUCAUUGCCUCUAAUCACGAUAUCGGAAAUGCACACAGGACCCGACAAUCCCUACAGUGGCGCUCCAAAUCCAGAACGCAACGAGCUCUGGAAGCAUGUACUACAGAAUUACAACAUACGAGUUCCGAGAACUGCGAUAGCACCAGGCGCAUCGACUGUCCAUCUUUCGGAUGAAUCUGGGGACGCCUGGGUGUCUUUGAGCAUGUUUCAUCACCUACAUUGCCUGGAUUCGAUUCGUCACCAUAUCCAUGGAAGUGCGUGUCCGUCGCGCGACUCGAGAAGCGAUGCCGAUGGCUUCCCAAUCCAUCUAGAUCAUUGUAUCGAUACUCUGCGCCAAUGGAUCAUGUGCCAGCCAGACCUAACAUUGCGACCAAUCGUCUGGAGGGAAGAUGGGCUUUCCGCAAAGGCGAACAACACCAUCGUCCAUCAGUGCGUCAAUUGGACUGCACUCGGCGGCUGGCUUUCGGAGCAUGCACUUCAUGCGAAACAGCAGCUGAUUAAAAGGCCAGACGGGCAAGCUUGGGAUGGACCGUAUCCACCUCCGGCUCGUUGUGGAUCAUCUGCUGGCAGCACCUGA
Cyphellophora attinorum is the source of this 870-nucleotide messenger RNA. RefSeq lists its product as uncharacterized. Lineage: Eukaryota; Fungi; Ascomycota; Eurotiomycetes; Chaetothyriales; Cyphellophoraceae. Gene Ontology annotation, biological process: mycotoxin biosynthetic process. The transcript has 5 exons. The record is from RefSeq and is a predicted model, not a curated record. Bases 1 to 870 code for a protein of 289 amino acids.